Hydractinia symbiolongicarpus is the source of this 1128-nucleotide messenger RNA. RefSeq lists its product as uncharacterized. The transcript has 3 exons. The coding region runs from base 30 to 719 and encodes 229 amino acids. The record is from RefSeq and is a predicted model, not a curated record. Lineage: Eukaryota; Metazoa; Cnidaria; Hydrozoa; Anthoathecata; Hydractiniidae. Gene Ontology annotation, biological process: translation. Gene Ontology annotation, cellular component: mitochondrial large ribosomal subunit; ribosome. Gene Ontology annotation, molecular function: structural constituent of ribosome.
AUAAGCCGUCAUAACAAACUUGUGCAAAAAUGGCGCUGCUGCAGCUUGGUGGGAAAAAAGUUGGGAAUGUAUUUUUGUUAGAAAUACCUCUAGUUUCAGCUUUAAGAUUUAAAACACAUGGUAAUUUGCCUAAAAAACGGCGAAUAAACCCUUUUGUGCAGAGAAAUACAGAUUUCAUAAAAUUGCUUUGUAUUGCACUAAUAAAAUAUGAGAGGAUCCAGACAACUUUGGAACGAGCCAAGAAGCUUGAAAAAUAUGGAAAUUUGCUGAUUGAAUUAACACAACGUACGCAACCACCACCAGAUCUUUUUACGUUGCAAGAUGGUUUCCUACUUCGACCUGAUGAGAUUAUUACAAAAUAUACUCAAAAGAGGAUCAUAAACAGGAGAUGGAAGAAGAGAUUAAUAUUACCAAAACCUUUAUCUGAAGAAGAAUUUGUUGAACAGUGUAAACACCAUGCUUCUGAAAUUCUCCUUCAGGAUCAAGAAGCAAUCGAUAAAUUGUACAGUGAACUAGCUGAUCGGUAUCGUGGAAGAUAUGGUGGAUUUGUCAAAGUUACACGAAUUCCAAAUCAACCAAGAAAACAUUUUCCAUGGUUAGCUUAUGUAGAAUACAACGAAAAUGGAUUGCCACCUCUCCCGGUCUUUCCUGAAUGUGUGAAAGGUCAAUUAAAAGGUAGACCACGGUUGUUUCUAGAGCACGAAUUAAAAACUUUGUAAAUUUCUAUAAAUUUUGAAAAUAUUUUUAUCAUAUUUUUUUCUGUGGUGUUUCUUUCGUCUUUUUUGGUUAGCAUGUCCGCGUAAAGCAACCUUUUUUUCCAGCGCAUAUACUUUUACCUAUGUGAAUGCCUGAUUAACGUGUUCGCGCGAAACAAUCUUUCUGUUAACGCAGAAGUGCGUUUUAGCAUAUUAAAACUAAACGAUCUUCUUAAACUAACGUAAAAUUCGAAAAGGUGAACCAAUCUUAGAUGACAGAUUUAGUAGCUAUCUGCAAUUCAUAAAAAUCUGUAAAAUAUAACAUUGCAUUGAUUUUUAUUUAUCCCAUAUAAGUUGUUUUUGUGAGAAGUACUUACUGGUUUAACCACUACUCCUGAAAUCUUCUGGGAGUGGAAUAUAUUCCUGUCAAGGU